This is a messenger RNA of Oncorhynchus nerka (sockeye salmon), 1038 nucleotides long. RefSeq names its product WW domain binding protein 1-like. The record is from RefSeq and is a predicted model, not a curated record. The transcript has 5 exons. Lineage: Eukaryota; Metazoa; Chordata; Actinopteri; Salmoniformes; Salmonidae. The coding region runs from base 1 to 1038 and encodes 345 amino acids.
AUGGAGUACCAUAGUAGUGGUAGCCUGCCCCUGCUGGGCCGACCCAGGUACUGUCCUGGGGCCAGCUCCAACGGAGGUUACCUCUGGUUCUGGCUGCUGUGGACCGUUCUGAUCCUGUUCAGUUGUUGCUGUGCUUACCGACACCGCCGGGCUAAACUCAGAGUCCAACAGCAGCAGAGACAGAGAGAGAUCAACCUACUGGCCUACCAUGGAGCUACAUCCUACCCCUCCUCCAUGUUAGACCUCAGUUUCCUGGCGUCUCUGAAGCUACCGUCCUAUGAAGAGGUAGCAGCUCAGCCCUCCACUCCCCCACCUCCCUACAGCACUGUGUUCGCUGCCCAGGGGGGCGCCGCUCGCUACCCCCAGCCACCCCACCAUCCCCCGGGAUCACACCCCCACCCCGGCACCAGCGCCAGCGCUGCACCCUCCUCUUUCAGCUCUGACAACAGCACCUACGAGACCGACACAAGCCGUGCUUCCACGCCCACAACACUGUCCCAAUACGCUGCAGAGAACACUGCUGCUGUUGUCUUGGAGACAGUUGCCACGGUAACAUCCUCGGAGAUGAUUGUCUCUGUAUCUUCAGAGACCGAUGUGGAUGUUGCCGGUGGCAACAGGAUGGGUGUUGUUGCUGAUGCGCCCACCCAGUCUCCCCCCAAGCAGACCCUGUUCUCCCCCUGUGUGGACGUGUACCAGCUUGUCCCCCACACCUACAGGAGCGAGGGAGAGGAGGAGGAGGAAGAGCAGGAGGAAGUUGGGGCCGAUGAGAGUCAGUACCGCCACCGCCGUCUGACCGGGGACUCAGGCAUCGAGGUGUGUCGCUGUCAGGUUGAGGAAGACGAGGAGGAGGAGGAGGAAGAGGAGGAGGGAGUGGAGGAAGCAGGGGAUGAAGGAGAGGAGGGGGUGAGCGAGCUCCAUGACAGCCUGGACUGUCCGGUUAGAGGUCAGGGGUCAGGGGAGGGACUAACCCUGUGUAGCCCUGCCCCAGGAGACACCCCAUUGGCUGAGGAGGUGGUGAUUGUCAUGGAGAGCGUGUGA